Messenger RNA from Solea solea (common sole), 5949 nucleotides. It is a transcript of the gene tnk2a, whose product is annotated as tyrosine kinase, non-receptor, 2a. The transcript has 23 exons. Gene Ontology annotation, molecular function: protein serine/threonine/tyrosine kinase activity; protein binding; protein tyrosine kinase activity. The record is from RefSeq and is a predicted model, not a curated record. NCBI's taxonomy places the organism in Eukaryota, Metazoa, Chordata, Actinopteri, Pleuronectiformes, Soleidae. The coding region runs from base 436 to 3594 and encodes 1052 amino acids. Gene Ontology annotation, biological process: signal transduction; protein phosphorylation.
GAGGAGGAGAGGAGGAGGAGGAGGAGACACGUUCACCGCUACACUCAGCCCGUCUUCACAGACAAGGUGUCGGUCCAUCCAUGGCCUUCUGUAGGUGACCUCCAGGUGACCUCAGUCACUCCUGACUGCAGCUUUAAUCGCUGCCCCACCUGAAAACACGGCAAUUACUACGCUGACGAAGAAGAACGACGUCCUUUUUGGCCUGCAAAGGCCACCGUAGUUGCCCAAAACACUUGGGGAAAGGGAGGAAUGAGAGGAAGCUGGAGACGUAGAGGAGAUGAGAUCUGGACCUGGACCUGGACCUGGACCUGGAUGAGGACCUGGAGGUGUUAAACACAGCAUUCACAGCUAACGGAGGAGGAAAAAAGAAAGGAAGCCGGAAAGAAAAAGGGGUGACAGAGACAGAGGAAGAGAGAGAGAGAGAGAGAGAAGAGAAUGGGUGAGAGCUACAUGUACCAGCGACUCCCCUUUGGCAGAGGAGAGGAGGAGGCGGAGGAGGAGGAGCAAGACGAAGACGAGAGAGACAGGAGUAUCAGGGACAGUGUCGGGAGGCAAAUGAUGCAGUGUGAGGAGGGGACAGAGUGGCUGCUGGAGCUGCUGACGGACGUUCAGCUGCAGCAGUACUUCCUGAGAAUCCGCGACGAGCUCAACGUCACAAGACUCUCUCACUUCGACUAUGUCAAGAAUGAGGACUUGGAGAAAAUCGGCAUGGGGCGACCAGGCCAGAGGAGACUGUGGGAGGCGGUCAAGAAGAGGAGAGCACUCUAUAAACGCAAGUCCUGGAUGAGCAAGGUGUUUCCGGUGAAACGCUCCGACGCUGACCCACAGCAGUCCCUCCCACAGACGGCAGCGGUGGCGGCAUCAUCUGGCCAGGCGGCGGCCAGCAGCGAAUCGGCAGCGUCCCUCACUUGCCUGAUCAGAGAGGCGGAGCUGCAGCUGUUUGAGCGGCUUGGGGACGGAACGUUCGGAGUGGUGCGGAGAGGAGAGUGGACCGGUCCUAACGGCAGAGUGUUGUCGGUGGCAGUGAAGUGUCUAAAAGCAGGCGUGUUGGACUCGGAGGGUCUGGAUGAUUUCAUCCGAGAGGUGAAUGCCAUGCACUCGCUGAAUCACCAGAACCUCAUCCGGCUGUACGGCGUCGUCCUCACGCAGCCGAUGAAGAUGGUAGCAGAGUUGGCUCCUCUGGGCUCGCUGUUGGAUCGUCUCAGAAAGCGCCAGGGCCACAUCCUCAUCUCGUCUCUCUGUAACUACGCCGUACAGGUGGCGUGUGGCAUGGCUUACCUGGAGCAGAAGCGGUUCCUCCACAGAGACUUGGCCGCUCGCAACGUCCUGCUCUCCACCAACGACACGGUCAAGAUCGGAGACUUUGGCCUGAUGAGGGCGCUGCCGGUGCACACUGACCUGUACAUCAUGGAGGAGGGUCACAAAAUCCCCUUCCCUUGGUGCGCUCCAGAGUCUCUGAAGUCCCGCACAUUCUCCCACGCGUCUGAUACCUGGAUGUUCGGGGUCACACUGUGGGAGAUGUUCACACAUGGACAGGAGCCGUGGCUGGGCCUCAACGGCAGCCAGAUCCUCCACAAGGUUGACGUGGAGGCUGAGAGGUUGUGCAAACCAGAGGACUGUCCUCAGGACGUCUACAACGUCAUGCUGCAGUGCUGGAGCCCCAAACCCGACGACAGGCCGACCUUCAUCGCCCUCAGAGACUUCCUCCUCGAGACGGUGCCCACGGACAUGAGAGCGCUGCAGGACUUUGAGGAGGACGACAAGCUGCCCAUUAAGAUGAACGACGUCAUCACCAUCAUCGAGGGAAGGGCCGAGCAUUACUGGUGGCGAGGUCAGAACAGGCGGACGCUGCGUGUCGGUCAGUUUCCCCGUCACGUGGUGACGGCGGUCGCCGGCCUGUCCGCCCAGGACAUCAGCCGACCGCUUAAACACUCCUUCAUCCACACGGGACACGGGGACACGGAUCCUCACCGGAGCUGGGGGUUUGCAGAUCGCAUAGACAGUCUGUAUUUGGGGAACCCCAUGGAUCCACCCGACGUCCUCGGGAUGGAGGCCGGCAACGCGAGACCGACCAAACUCCCCAACCGUGCCAAGAAGCAACCUCCACCUCGUCCACCUCAGCCUGCCGUGCUGCUGAAGAAACCGUUCUACGACUCUGUGAUGGACGAUUACGACGACGUCGAGGACGCCACCGCCGCCUCCUCCUCCUCGGGCCUGAAGAGGCUGGGAGUGUCCCUAGGUCUUAAGCUCCGCCCGUGGGAGGGGCCCGGCGUGCGCUCAGCCAGGAGUGAGGUGUCGCUCAUCGACUUCACCGACGACAGCUUCAGCUCGACCACGCCGUCGCCACUAACCGAGACGCAGCAGCCGGAUGAGGACACACUGAAGGACACGCCCUCCAUCUUGGACUGGCCCCUCCCUCAGCCGGCUUACGACGAGGUUGCCGUGGAGCUCGACGACCAGUCAGAGGACCAGGAGGUGAAGUCCAUCAACAGGGGGCUGAGCGAGGAGACUGCAGCCGCGCCGGGGGUUCCUCUCACGGGCAGGAACGAGUCGCAGUCGGCCGACCUCUUCCAAGAACUGCAGAGAGAGGUGAUGGUGAAACUGCAGGUUCCCAUGGCGACCGGCCGCUCGCUGCCCUCCUCCCCGCUGCCUAUAGCUCUGGCCCCUGUGAGCCCCCACAGACAGAUCUACCUACCUCCCCCCUCCCCCUCCCCGUCGUCCACCUCCACAUCUAACUCCUUCUUCCAGGAGCGGCCGGUGCUGCCCCCUCGUAGCCCCGCCCCCCCGCUGCGCCCCUCCAAACACAACCUCUCCGCCCGUGCCAGCCAGCCGCACGCUCGCUCCAGCUCCAUCUCCCUGGGCGACGAGGAGAACACGCCCCCUCAGAUUCCACCGAGGGACCACGCCUUCUCUCAGCCGGGCUCCCGCUCUUCCUCUCCCCUCCCACUGGUGGUACCACCCCCCUCCUCCUCACCUGUGGUCCUCCCACCCCCUCCCCUCUCUGUCUCACCACGCCGGGCAUCAGGACUGCUGGGCCCCCUCCUGACCUCUUCUUCUCCGCCUUCACGCCUUGCACCGCCAGGCUCCUCCUACUGCUCCGGCUCCUUACUCGAGCCGCUCUCCUUUCGUGAGGGGCGUGGCAUGACGACGUUAAUUGACAGCUCCCAGAGCUCUCCCCCCGCCCCUCUGCCGGAGAGACCAGCGUUUCUGGAGCGAUACGGAGCGGCCAACAUGGCAGCGGUCAAACCCAUAAUGCAGCAGCAGCAGCAGCCAGGGGGCGCCAAACCAAAUUCCUCUUACAACAACAACAACGGGCGAACUGCAACAGUUCCCAGCAUGCAACAGGAGCACAGCAUCACACAGGUACAAGGAGCAGUACAUGGCGUCACACUAGAGGAGUGUAAACAUGCUCUGCAGACUCACACCUGGAAGAUUCCUCAGGCCAUAAACCAUUUGAAGGUGGAGCAGUUGUUCCGUUUGGGGCUGAGGUCCAGAAUCGAGUGUGAGGAGCUGCUGCAGCGCUGCCACUGGAACCUGGAACAGUCCAGCACCGUCAUGCUGGAUACAUACGGACCCCAUCAGAACAGGAAAUGAUGUCUCCCUCAUGGACACACACUGAAGAGCAAAUUGACGAACAAAUCAACGCACUUAAAGCUAAACUACUGGAACAACUCAUCACUUCAAAGACAAAUCGCAUAAUAGUGAUGCUUUUUUUCCCCCUAAACGGAGAAAUUGUGCCUCACAAAAAAAAAAACAUCGUACUGUGAAUAACCUGCUACUACCUGCGCCACACACACAUACACAUACACAUGCAUGCUAACAGUGCAGCUUGUUGAACAAGUCCAAAUAUUUACUUGAAAUGUCGCUAUUUAUGUUUUUCGUAACAAUUAUCUGACAUAUGUUGUGAGGAUUUUGGGGGUGUUUUUUUGUCUGCUAAUGGCUAACUGCUUACUGCUAAAUCUUAGCAGAUAAUGCUAAUUUAUGUUUACGUAAAAAAACACUGUAAAUGUCCAUGCCUUUUGCGCUAGCAAUGACGAAACAUAAAAUCAGGGACAGCGAACAAUGAAAAUGUACAGAUAAGACGCUGUAUUGUAUAUCGCACUUUACCGAGUGAGUCGACACGCGGAUACAUUUGCAAACUGCUGGUCAGAAGAGGAUUUAGCUAAUUGUAAAGCUAGUGCUGGGUAUUGAUUAAGACACGAUACGAUAACGAUAACGAUACGUUAUCGAUAUCUUGACUUUCAAUACAGAUUCCUUAACGAUACGUUUCCCUGAUACCAAAUUUACUAAAUGGGGGGUACUGGUUCCUGGAGUCUGGUUCGCAUGGCCAGCAGUUCCCAACCCAGACCUGUUCCCGGUAAGGGUUGGACUCUGCCAGGGCUGCCCUUUGUCCACGAUUCUGUUCAUAUCUUAUAUGAAUAUAUUUUAUGGAAUUGGUCCUGGAAAGUCCUUGAAUUUGAGGUAAUCGGUCUGAGAUAGUCCAUAACUACAUUUAAGUUCCCAAAGUUAAAUUUUAAUUUCUCCUAAAUAUCUGUUAACUGCGUUGGAAAGUUUCCAAAUUAGAAAAUUCCUGGAACCAAAGAAAAUUACAAAUACUGACUUUAACCAAGAUCCCAAGGAUGAGAAGUUGUCCACAUGCAGAGCGUAAUCAAUAAAAGUGGACGCCAUGGAUGAAGACAAGCUCUUACAACUUGCCCUCCUCAUCUUAAUCUGUGUAAGCACAUUCAGUCCUUGAAUUUGAGGGAACUGGUCCUGGAUAGUUCUUGAAAAUCCUUGAAUAUGGUGUCAACCAAGGUGUGGAAACCCUGACGGUCACAAAAGCAUUGAAGUCCAAUAGUCAGCUCUAGCGAUGAAUCCAAAUAGUAUUUUUAAGGUUAUCAUUUGUGUCUUUUAAUGGACGUUGUGAUCCUCGUCACAAAAAAAGAUCUUGUCAUAAAUAAGACAUUGAGCGUCUCCUCAUAAAUACAGGGUAUUUAUUAGAUAUUACAGUAUGUGACUGCUGUUAAAUCAUCUCCCGCCAUGUAAAUUGCUGCCGUUAAUCAUAUAGUCACGCGCGAAGCGUCGUUAGCUCAGAUAAGUUGACUCCUGCUAUGUUUGUGAGCUUCUCGCUGCCGUUUUCAAAAAUCAGCAACUUCAUCUAAAGACUCUGGAAAAUAAUCAGCAGCUAAAAGAAAGAAGAAAAGAAAAUGUCCAUGUGUUGCAGCUAUUUUGGCUUUUAUGAAGCCGCAGAUCUCUUUUUCUUCUCUUUUACGCGACAUUAAUUUAAUUAUAUUGUAUAGUUAGAGCAGCUUUUUAUGGAAGAUUAUUAGUGCCACAUGUAAAGAAGAUUCUUUAAUCUCAGAAUUUUUACUUUUACUUUCAUCUCAGAAUUCUGACUUUUACUUUCAUCUCAGAAUUUUUUUAUUUGAUAAUUUUGACUCUCAAAAUACUGACCUUUAAUUUAAUCUCAGAAUUAUGACUUUUACUUUAAUCUCAGAAUUCUAACUUUGACUCUAUUCUCAGAAUUUAGAUUGUUACUUUGAUCUUAGAGUUUUGACUUUUAUGUUAAUCUCAGAAUUCUGUAUUUUACUUUAAUCUCAGAAUUCUGACUUUUUCUUUAAUCUUAGAAUUCUUUAAUCUCAGAAUUCAUGCUGUUUUCUUUUAGAGAAUCUUUUCACAUGUGGCACUAAUAAUCUUCUGGAUAGCUUCUAAACGUGUCCUGUUUUAAAAUCUGUUUUUUUUAUAUAUAAAGAUAUUUGAGUCUCUGUUUAUUUAUGUCAUAAAUGUUUUUUGAACAAAUGUUAAAAUCAUCUCUUAUGCAAAAUUGAUCAUUUGCACAGAAUAACAGAUUGUGAUGUUUAUGUUUGUUUGUUUUCAACAUUCCAAGAGAAAUGCAACUUGUUGGAAGCGGAGUGUUUGAAGAUAAAACAGUCAAAUAAAGUCAAAAUUUAAAAAAUAAUAAUUACAAAA